Messenger RNA from Puccinia triticina, 423 nucleotides. RefSeq lists its product as uncharacterized. Gene Ontology annotation, biological process: spliceosomal snRNP assembly. Gene Ontology annotation, cellular component: SMN complex. Gene Ontology annotation, molecular function: protein binding; RNA binding. NCBI's taxonomy places the organism in Eukaryota, Fungi, Basidiomycota, Pucciniomycetes, Pucciniales, Pucciniaceae. The record is from RefSeq and is a predicted model, not a curated record. The transcript is spliced from 4 exons. The coding region runs from base 1 to 423 and encodes 140 amino acids.
AUGAUCAAGAGUGUGAUUUGGGACGAGCCACAUCGAUUGAUCAUCAACGGCCUGUUGAGCGUUGAAAGAAGGUUUGGAAGCGACUGGCUCUCCGUCGGAUCCGGCAAGAAGGCCAUGUUCUUAGAGACCGAUACUCGAGAGAUCAUCUUCCAACGUGUGCUCACUUAUCCCAUUUCGUCUUGCUCCCUCGCACCUCGGACUCGGGAUCGAUUGGUUACUGGUAGCUCCAACGACGGUUGGGUUCGAGUUCAUGACACAAUUUCUGGUGAAAUGAAAGAAGAAAACAAAGGGCAUCAGGGUCCAGUGCAUUCCAUUGCUUUUUCACCUGAUGGAGAGCUAUACGCUUCAGGCUCUGAAGAUGGUACCAUCAGAUUAUGGCAGACGACACCAAAGAAUUGUGGGCUUUGGAGGUAUGAUGCUUAG